AUGGCCUGGGCAGCGGGGACCCGCGGUGCUCUCGGUGAGCUCUCGGCGCGCACGCUGCUAUUCGACCUGCCGCCGGUACUGCUAGGCGAGCUUUGCACAGUCCUGGACAGUUGCGACGGCGCGCUGGGCUGGCGCGGCCUCGCGGAGCGGCUUUCAAACAACUGGCUGGAUGUUCGUCACAUUGAAAAGUAUGUAGAACAAGGAAAAAGUGGAACGAGAGAAUUACUUUGGUCCUGGGCACAGAAAAACAAGACCAUCGGUGACCUUUUACAGGUUCUCCGGGAGAUGGGACACCAUCGAGCUAUCCAUUUAAUCGCAAAACAUGGAGUGGCCUUGAAUCCUGCUGAGCAGAUUCCCCAAGAGGCUGUACUCCCAAAUAUGCCAUGGAAGGAAACAGUAAAUGUCACAGUGGAUAAUGUCCUUACCUCUGAACAUAACGAAAAAGGAGUAUUGCUAAAAUCCUCCAUCAGCUUUCAGAACAUCAUAGACGGAACCAAAAAUUUCCACAGAAACUUCCUAAUUGGAGAAGGGGAGAUGUUUGAGGUAUACAAAGUGGAGAUUCAAAAUCGAGCAUAUGCCAUUAAACUAUUUAAACAGGAGAAAAAAUUGCAAUGUACGAAACAGUGGAAGAGGUUUUUAUCUGAGCUUGAAGUUUUACUACUGUUUCAUCAUCCAAACAUACUGGAGUUGGCUGCAUAUUUUACAGAGACUGAGAAAUUCUGUCUGGUUUAUCCAUAUAUGGAAAAUGGAUCACUUUUUGACAGAUUACAAUGUGUAGGUCAAACAGCCCCUCUCUCUUGGCACGUUCGAAUCGGUAUAUUAAUUGGAACAUCCAAAGCCAUUCAAUACCUGCACAGCACUGAACCGUGCUCAGUCAUCUGUGGCAGUAUCUCAAGUGCGAACAUUCUUUUGGAUGAUCAGUUUCAACCCAAAAUAACUGAUUUUGCCAUGGCACACUUCCGACCCCACCUAGAAUAUCAGCAUUCUACCAUAAACAUGACCAGCAGCAGUAGUAAACAUCUGUGGUACAUGCCAGAAGAGUAUAUCAGACAGGGAAAACUUUCCAUUGCAACAGACAUCUACAGCUUUGGAAUUGUAAUAAUGGAAGUUCUGACAGGUAGUAAAGUGGUGUUAGAUGAUCCAAAACAUAUUCAACUGAGGGAUCUCCUUAUGGAACUAUUGGAGAAGAGAGGCCUCGAUUCAUGUCUUCCAUUUUUAGAUAAGAAAGUAAAUCCCUGCCCUCGGAAUUUCUCUGCCAAGCUAUUCUCUUUGGCUGGCCAGUGUUCUGCAACACGGGCCAAGUUAAGGCCACUGAUAGAUGAAGUUGUAAAUACGCUUGAAAGUGCUCAAGCCAGUUUAUAUUUUGCGGAUGAUCCUCCUGCAUCACUGAAUUCCUUCCGGUGUCCUUCUCCCCUCUUCCUGGAUAACAUACCAAGCAUUCCAGUGGAAGAUGAUGAAAACCGGACCAUUCAUUCACUGCCUCAGCAUAAGGACUUGAGAAAAGAUAGAGUGACUCAGAACUUUCCUUUUGAAUGCAGCCAGUCUGAAGUUACAUUUUUGAGCUUUGACAAAAAGUCGGGGAGUAACAGAAAUGAGGAUGCUUGCUGCAUACCCAGUUCUUCUUGUGAAGAACGUGGGUCCCCAAAGCAUGAAAAGCCAUCCCAGGACCUAGAGGCCUGUGAUGUAAAUAUGGUCACUUCCAAGUCUAUAGGCGAUGCUCAUGGAAGCAAGCUAGUGGAGACAACAUGUUCCUCUGAAUUUUCCUGGAAUUAAUGUGAACAGUAGAAAAAGAAAUUGCUCUCAUCAAAAGAUAAAGAAAAAAGCAAGUAA
This is a messenger RNA of Chrysochloris asiatica (Cape golden mole), 1830 nucleotides long. It is a transcript of the gene IRAK3, whose product is annotated as interleukin-1 receptor-associated kinase 3. The transcript is spliced from 12 exons. Gene Ontology annotation, cellular component: plasma membrane; nucleus; cytoplasm. The record is from RefSeq and is a predicted model, not a curated record. NCBI's taxonomy places the organism in Eukaryota, Metazoa, Chordata, Mammalia, Afrosoricida, Chrysochloridae. Gene Ontology annotation, molecular function: protein binding; ATP binding; protein serine/threonine kinase activity. Gene Ontology annotation, biological process: interleukin-1-mediated signaling pathway; intracellular signal transduction; protein phosphorylation.